This is a messenger RNA of Penicillium digitatum Pd1, 1020 nucleotides long. Its product is annotated as Serine/threonine-protein kinase DCLK. NCBI's taxonomy places the organism in Eukaryota, Fungi, Ascomycota, Eurotiomycetes, Eurotiales, Aspergillaceae. Gene Ontology annotation, biological process: protein phosphorylation. Gene Ontology annotation, molecular function: ATP binding; protein kinase activity. The record is from RefSeq and is a predicted model, not a curated record.
AUGGAUCCAUCUCUGUACUGCCAAAGCAACCUUCUUUAUACACAGGAGUCAUUGUCAAAAUAUCAACAUGGAGGAUACCAUCCAGUCAACCUCGGAGAUACAUUUGAAAAUGAUCGUUACAAGAUACAUCACAAGUUAGGAUGGGGUGGCUUUUCCACAGUAUGGCUUGCGAAAGACAGAGACCGAAAUCAAUGGGUCUCCUUGAAGAUCUUGACCGCAAAUUCGUCGAUAUCGCGAGAGCUGCAAAAUUUGAAAAUUCUAGAGAGGCAAUCUCGGAGAGGGCUUUCUUCAAACUAUAUUAUUCAGCUCCUUGAUGCCUUCACACACAAAGGCCCCAACGGGGUCCACCAAUGUCUUGUUUUUGAAUUACUUGGUCCUUCGGUUGACAAGGUCCUCUCGGACUACCAUGAGGCUCAAGAAAAACUCCUCCCGGAAACCGUGCUCCGAAUUUCUACGCAGCUCUUGAAAGCUAUCAAAUUCAUUCACAGUGCCGGCAUGUGCCAUGGAGACAUCAGUGGUCGGAACAUUGCAUUUAGUUGCACUCAUUUGUCCAAACGGACUGAGGAGCAGCUUUUUGAUGUUCUUGGAUUCCCGGAAAUUGAGCCACUGAAACGGGUUGAUGGCACGCCUCUAGGCAAUGAAUUGCCGGCCCAACUGAUCAAGGCAGCAGAAUGGACUGAGUGGAUAGACGAGGACGAUGAAGAUAUUCGGGUCCUCGAUUUUGGAGAGAGUUUUUUUCAAGGGCAGGAACCUCAGAAGCUGGCCCAGCCGGCUUCAUUGAGGGUACCAGAGACGAUUUUCACCGACUGCUUCGAUUAUCGCGUCGACUUAUGGCGCACAGGUUGCAUGAUUUAUUCCUUCUUAUUCACGACCUGGCCAUUCUGGUAUCUUGGCGAGGACGAGGUUUUAAUUUACCAGAUGAUUGGCUUUGUGGAGAGGUUGCCAGCUGAAUGGGAGUCUAAGUGGGAAUCAAUGCUGAUGAGUUCUAGCCAUAAUCUGGAGCUAGAAGAAGGUAAUUAA